This is a messenger RNA of Mesorhabditis spiculigera, 1458 nucleotides long. The record is from the annotation of a GenBank genome assembly. NCBI's taxonomy places the organism in Eukaryota, Metazoa, Nematoda, Chromadorea, Rhabditida, Rhabditidae.
AUGGUUCCGUCACCUAUGAGCCAAACUCUCAAGCGGCUUCUGCUGUCGAUGAUGCUGUUUUUGGAGCUUGCCGACACAGCCAUCGCCACUUUCCGACCCAUCCUCUAUCCACCAGCUUUUGCCAUUCGGCUCCCAAAAGGCUGCAAUUUCCCAACAUACACAGUGUUGAUUGGAGCGGAAAUCUUCUUCCUAAGCUGGUGCGGUGUGCACUUCACCUACUUCAGCAGCGGGUUGCUCAAGCGCCGUCUGCUCGAUAUUGAGCAGCACUACUUUUACCGUUUUAUAGAGAUUUAUGGCUACGUUAUGUAUCCAACACUGGGCAUAACGUUCAGCUGUUUGAUAUGGGUGCCGUAUUUUCAAGGGACGCUGAAGAGAUAUGAUGGUUUGGAGCUUUGCUUUCAUGAGCCGGAUUAUUGCGGACGGGAUCCAAUGAUCAUUGCCAAAGAUGCGACUCAACUAAAUUUCAUGUUUCGGAUUGCAUUUUGGGUCGCGUCAGUUGGAAUGGCCCUCUAUCUGACUAUUGUCGUCACGGCGAUCGCAGAACUAUUUUCAAAGGACCUCAAGUUGAGCCCCGGCGCCUACGAAAUGCAAAAGUACUUUACAAAAAUUUUCCUGCUUCAGAACGUAUGCGCGGUUGGUUGCGUAACGGUGCCUGGAGUUUGUCUAUUCCUCGGGCUUAUGGGAAUUGACAAUCCGUUCAUAUUAACGAUUGGCCAGAUUACAUUUUUACUCGUCGAAGCACACUCGUUGUGUAAUGCUUUGGUAUUUAUUUUUGCCACGAAGGCUUACCGGGAGCGGCUGUGGCGAUGGGCAACUUUUGGCAGAGCAGAAGUGAACGGUGCCAAGAUACAUGUUUUUUUUGCUGAACUCAUGGAUACGAUGGUGACAAUAUUUCGACCAAUAAUUUACCUUCCUGCUUUUGUCAUCAAACUCCCAAAUGACUCCAAUUUUCCGACGCUUUCUGUAGUUCUUGGAGCGCAAGUAUAUUUCCUUUGCUUUUCCGGCGUAUUUUUCACCUAUUUCCAAAGCGGGAUUCUGAAGCGCCGCCUGCUCGACAUCGACCAACACUAUUACUAUCGAUUUAUGGAAAUCUACGCUUAUAUUAUGUUUACUUCUCUAGGGAUCACACUGAGCUGCUUCAUUUGGGUGCCUUACUUUGAAGGAACGCUGAAAAAUUAUGACACAGCUGAUGUGUGCAUUUUCGAGUCAUUAUACUGCGGUCGAGGGCCAAUAAUUAUCGCGAGCCGACCUGACGUAUUGAAUGCCAUGUUUCGGGUUGCAUUCUGGAUCUCGGCCGUCGGGAUUGUGCUCUAUUCGACAACCGUAUUCACCGCGGUCAAGGAGUUGUUCUACAGCAACGUUAAAAAGAGCAGUAGAAGUACCUAUGAGAUGCAGAAAUACUUUACAAAGAUAUUUCUAUUACAGGUCAAAGAAAACCUAAAUCCACUAAAAUCCAAA